Porites evermanni is the source of this 1512-nucleotide messenger RNA. The record is from the annotation of a GenBank genome assembly. NCBI's taxonomy places the organism in Eukaryota, Metazoa, Cnidaria, Anthozoa, Scleractinia, Poritidae.
AUGGUAAAGCGGUGUGUCGUUGGAUCUUGUAAUAACUCGAACAAAACAGGGCAUUCUACUCAUUUUUUUCCAAAAGAAGAAAGAAUUCGGCGCCAGUGGAUAAACUUCGUCCAAAUUAAACGUGCAGACUUCUUAGAGCCUACAGAACACUCCAUAAUCUGUGGCGCUCAUUUUGCAAACGAAUGUUUCGAGGAUGAUGGGAUGGUCAAAAUGGGGCUCAAAGAUAAAAGAAGUAAUUUGAAAACCGGUUCGGUCCCCACAAUUCAACCCCAGCGACCCAAAGCAUUACCCGAAGCGCGUAAGCGGACUAUGAAGAGCGAAGAAAAAGAAAUACCGGCGACUGCGAGUCAGACUCCUGGCAAAAGGUCACGAACAAGUAGAGCUGUGCACAAGUUAUCAGUUUCUAGGGUAAGUAAGCCAAUGUAAUAUAUUAAGAAGAAUUUUUUCAUUAGGUCAGUAUGAACCGUUCCCCCUUCCUCAAGUAUAUUCUACUUUUUUUCACAGUUAUUGGCCGAUACUAAACGUGCCUCCGUCGCUGCGAACGCCGUCACGUCAGCUUCCGAGACUAUGCCCGUGGACACUGAAACAAGUGCUUGCUCUGAACAUGUGACGUCUCCCAGGUUUAAAGAGGUAGCAGUUCAAUGCGAUAUUCUGCACGAAACGUCUAUGGGUAAAGGUAGGUUACGCUUAGACAUAAUCUUACCUCGCUUUUUUCUUGCCCCCUAACCGGUUAUCUAAUGUAGAAUCACUAUCCAACAGGCACACAAGUAGAACCUUUGAGAGAAGAUUUUCAGGUGCAGUGCGACUUUAUUACAGCUCCUUUAAGCACUAGUACACCAGAAUGCAGCCCUGUUAAAAGUCUAGGAGGACGCAGCGUGGACGAUGACAAAGAUUUCGAUUAUGUUCCACCGACUGAUUUGUCUCUUGAGGAAGCCGAGGACGACAUUGAAGAAUAUGAAGGGAGUCCGUCAAAGUAAUGUACCGCCGUACACUGGUUAUGUUUUUGAAGAGAUAUCGCGGUUUGUUUGUUUUCUUUUUUUUUCUUAUUUUUCGCUGAUGGUUUUCACUUCUUAUUCGUUAACAUAUAGGUUAAUUGGCAAAAAGGAUCCUGUGGCUCCCCAGGAUGAGAAAAAGUACAUUGUCUUCUUCUCCUGUCUGAUGGAACUGUUCGCGGUAUGCCCUAAUUGUACUGAACCUGCCACAGCUGAAGUAACUAAAGUAAUAGGCACUCAGAUCUAUGUGACUCAGAAGUGUCCCGCCUGCAAAUUUGUUCGUCAGUGGAAAAGUCAACCCAAUAUUCGAAGAAUUCCUGCAGGAAAUCUUUUACUCUCAUCUGCCAUUCUUUAUUCGGGCAGUAUGAUAUCACAGACCCUGCGAAUAUUCAAGAUCCUUAAGGUGGAGUGCUUUAGUCGGCAGACGUUUCACAAACACCAGAAGAAUUAUCUUAUCCCCGUUGUUAUAAAAUUGUGGAAGGAGGAGCAAGACAGAGUUAUACAGAUUAGGGACCUUUAG